This is a messenger RNA of Hyaloperonospora brassicae, 1236 nucleotides long. The record is from the annotation of a GenBank genome assembly. NCBI's taxonomy places the organism in Eukaryota, Oomycota, Peronosporomycetes, Peronosporales, Peronosporaceae.
AUGGCCCUCAUGUGGGUACUGGCUAUGCUGCUGGUGCUGGCAGGCGCUAGCUACACGUACCUCCAGCACCGCGAAGAGGCCCAGCGUCAAGCCGUUAAGCUCCAGAAGAAGAAGGAGGAGACGGCUCGUCAACAGCUCCACGCGCUGAGCAGCAAGAGACACAAGAGCAACAAGACCAAAAAGAAGGUGGACGUGACGGCAGAGCUCAAAAAGAAAGCGCAAGCCGCAGACGCGCACGAAGCACAGACUGAGCACGAGAGGCUUCUGUACGCUCUCAAGGGCCAUAAGUUUGUCCUCACCGCUGCCGCCUAUAGUCCGAAUGGUCGCUUUCUAGCCACAGCCAGCUCCGAUCGCUCCAUCCGCCUCUACUUUUGCGAUACGCUCAAGAAACAGCAGCCCAAGCUGCACCAGAUUAACAUUGAGUACGACCACGCUACUGCGCUUUGCUUUAGCCCGGACGGACGCAGUCUGGUGGUUGCAACAGAAAGUGGCAAUGUGAAAGUCUACCAAAAGCUGCGUGUCAAGCCAGAGAUUGUCGCCGAUUUUCCUACUUUGCACAAGACAGACGUUCACUCGGUGCUCAUGAACGACAUCGGCAGCUGGGCAACGAUCAUUACAUGCGCGGGUGACUCUGAUACGGAUGUCAAGUUCUGGAAUCUCAGUGGUGAGCUGCUACAGACGGUGAACACGAAUCAGGUUGCCAACUACCAUUGCGUCGCUUCGAAGGACAACCGGUACAUUGCCGUUGCAGCAUACACGCCGGAAGUCAAGAUUUACGAAAUAGCACGCGAGAAGUCGGGUGCCUUCCGAAAAGUCAACAAGAUCAUGACGCUGCAAGGGCACAGAACGGGCGUGGUCGACAUUGCAUUCGAUGGGUCCGACGCGUCACCAGUGAACCGCGUGGUCACGAUCUCCAAGGACGCAUCAGUUCGUCUAUGGGACAUCAAUGUUCGGUACACUCUCCAAGAGGAUCCUAAGGUACUGUCGGCAUUUACUGCCAGCGGGGAGAAGCCGUUCCAGGCAGUUGAUUUUGCGCCCAACGGAAAGAUGUUGGUCAUGGUGCGUGGUAAGGACCUUGUGUUCGUACGUGCGAGUGACAGCAACGAGUUCUGCGCCAUCCCAAACGCGAUUGAAGAUUCCAUAAAGCGCGCCAUGUUCUCACCAGAUGGAUCGGAGGUGCUUGUGCUUGGGAAGAGUUGCAAGCAUGCCAAAGUGUACAAAGCACCAGAGCUGUGA